Molecule: messenger RNA, 1134 nt
Organism: Schizosaccharomyces osmophilus
Lineage: Eukaryota; Fungi; Ascomycota; Schizosaccharomycetes; Schizosaccharomycetales; Schizosaccharomycetaceae
Gene: epr1
Product: Atg8-interacting ER-phagy receptor Epr1
Exons: 2
Coding region: 1-1134 (377 amino acids)
Cellular component (GO): cytoplasm
Source: RefSeq, a predicted model, not a curated record
AUGGCUACAUCUCUUGAGGAUAAGGAUUGUUAUGAGAUCCUUCAAGUGGAUCGCGGUUCUACUUUACAGGAAAUCAAAACAAGUUACAGAAAGCUAGCUUUGCAGUAUCACCCUGAUAGAAAUCCCAAUAAAGAAGGAUACGAUGAGAUAUUUUCGACUAUCAGUAGCGCCUACAACAUAUUGUCAAACGAGGAUAAACGAAGAUGGCAUGAAAAGGAUUACACUAGGGACCAAUACUCGGUGUUUACCGAAGAAAUUCAUGAGAUGCAAACCAUGCUAACAACAGUCAAAUUUGAUGUAUGGGUAAACUUCAUAAACAGAAUAAGAUCAGAUGAACAAACAGCAGGUACAAAUGCUCAAUGGCCAAGCUUGGGAGAUUAUACCUGGUUAUGGACACACACAAAGCCACUGUACCAGCGAUGGCUGCGAUUUUCUACAGCAAAAUCUUUUGAAUGGGAAGUUAUUUACAAUGAUGAAGAGGAAACAGAUCCUAGCACGAAACGACUAAUGAAAAAGGAAAACCAAAAAUGUAUUAAAUAUUGUAUCCUACAGUAUGAUGCAGCAGUUCGUGAACUCAUUGCAACAAUGUGUGAACUAGAUCCUCGUCGUCAGAAUGUAAAAAAAGUUUCAGAUCCUGAACGUUAUGAAACUUUGCAAGCUGCAUCCCGUCAACAAAGCGAGCGCGAUCGUCGCAAAUACCAAGCUUCUUUGCAAGAACAAUCCAUUGCUUCAUGGACAGUUGUGGACCAAGAAUUGAACUGGAGCGAGGAUGAAGAUGAAGUUGAGGAUAGAAAUGAGUCUAUUGACCUCACAGAAGCAGUAGACAAUACUAAUUGCUCCAUGUGUAACAAACAAUUUCGCUCACUACAGCAGCUGAAGAAUCACGAGAACAGUAAAAGGCACAAACAAAUCAGUCGAAAAGCAAGAAAAAAACUAGAAAAAGAUGCCAAACUUGCCUCUAAGUCGUCAGAGGUUUCUCUUGAAGCAGCACCGACGUCUCCUCACAAGGUGGGACCUUCAUAUAAAAUAUCCUCUAAAAGCGCAGAAGAUCUUGAAAAAAGUUUCACGUUUAUUGAGAUGUCUGACGAUGACUUCUUCACAGCCCCCGAAACUAGCGAUGAAGAGGCAUUCUAA